AUGUCCGGCCUUGACAAAGCACUAUUUAAUCUCAAGUUCACUUCCAAACAAUUGAAUAGGCAGGCUGCCAAAGCCGACAAAGAUUCACGCACUGAACAAGCGAAGCUCAAAAAGGCCCUGACCCAGACACCACCCCAGCCGCAAAUAGCCCGCCUAUAUGCAAGCAACUCGAUCCGAAACUCCCAGCAACGAAUCCAACUUCUAACAUUAGCUGCACGUAUCGAUGCUGUGGCCGCUCGUGUACAAACCGCCAUCACCAUGCGGACCGUGACACAAUCGAUGGCCCAAACCGUCAGAGGAAUGGAUGCAGCAUUGAAGAACAUGGACCUGGAAAAGAUAGGCGCAGUCAUGGAGAAAUUUGAGUCGCAGUUCGAAGAUCUCGAUGUGGUCACCGGCUACUAUGAAGGCGUGGCUGGCGGUGUCGAGAGCCAGCAAAUUGGCGUUGAGGGACAAGGCGAGGUAGAUGCCUUGAUGAACCGCGUUGCCGACGAGGCCGGUGUCGAACUCUCGCAGGAAAUGCAGCAGCAGGUCCCAGAGAACGAGUUGCCACAGGCAGAGUCGGCCGAAAGAGCGAAACUCGAAGAAGGACUGGGCGAUCGGCUGAGGGCCUUGAGAAAUUGA
This is a messenger RNA of Exophiala bonariae, 621 nucleotides long. RefSeq lists its product as uncharacterized. The record is from RefSeq and is a predicted model, not a curated record. The transcript is spliced from 2 exons. The coding region runs from base 1 to 621 and encodes 206 amino acids. Gene Ontology annotation, biological process: late endosome to vacuole transport; endosome transport via multivesicular body sorting pathway; protein transport. Gene Ontology annotation, cellular component: multivesicular body; ESCRT III complex. NCBI's taxonomy places the organism in Eukaryota, Fungi, Ascomycota, Eurotiomycetes, Chaetothyriales, Herpotrichiellaceae.